Messenger RNA from Haliotis rubra (blacklip abalone), 891 nucleotides. RefSeq lists its product as uncharacterized. The transcript has 2 exons. The record is from RefSeq and is a predicted model, not a curated record. NCBI's taxonomy places the organism in Eukaryota, Metazoa, Mollusca, Gastropoda, Lepetellida, Haliotidae. The coding region runs from base 1 to 891 and encodes 296 amino acids.
AUGGUGGGUGUGGAACAGCGGAUGUUGGGUGUGAAACAGCGAGAUGGUGGGUGUGGGACAGCGGUUGGUGGGUGUGGGACAGCAGAUGGUGGGUGUGGGACAGUGGAUGGUGGGUGUGGGACAGUGGUUGGUGGGUGUGGGACAGUGGAUGGUGGGUGUGGGACAGCGAGAUGGUGGGUGUGGGACAGCGAGAUGGUGGGUGUGGGACAGCGGAUGCGAGAUGGUGGGUGUGGGACAGCGGAUGGAAUGUGUGGGACAGCAGAUGGUGCGUGUGGGACAGUGGGUGGUGAAUGUGUGGGACAGCGGUUAGUGGGUGUGGGACAGCGGUUAGUGGGUGUGGGACAGCAGAUGGUGGGUGUGGGACAGCAGAUGGUGGGUGUGGGACAGCGGUUAGUGGGUGUGGGACAGCGGUUAGUGGGUGUGGGACAGCAGAUGGUGGGUGUGGGACAGCGGUUGGUGCAUGUGGGACAGCGGAUGGUGGGUGUGGGACAGCGGUUAGUGGGUGUGGGACAGCAGAUGGUGGGUGUGGGACAGUGGGUGGUGGGUGUGGGACAGCGGUUAGUGGGUGUGGGACAGCAGAUGGUGGGUGUGGAACAGCGGAUGGUGGGUGUGGGACAGCGGUUAGUGGGUGUGAGACAGCAGAUGGUGGGUGUGGGACAGCGGUUAGUGGGUGUGGGACAGCAGAUGGUGGGUGUGGAACAGCGGAUGGUGGGUGUGGGACAGCGGUUGGUGGGUGUGGGACAGCAGAUGGUGGGUGUGGGACAGCAGGAUGGUGGGUGUGGGACAGCGGGUGGUGAGACAGCAGAUGGUGUGGGACAGCAGGUUGGGUGGGUGUGGGACAGCAGAUGGUGGGUGUGGGACAGUGGGUGGUGGGUGUGGGACAGCGGUUAG